ACAGAUGAUGGUCAAGAUGUAGAUGGAUUACCCACUGAAGGUGUAGAAAUUACAUGCUUCCAUCUGGAUGGUGCUCAUUACAUGAUUUAUACCCCAUCUGACCCACUUCUCUUUGUUGCUGUUAAGGAUCAAAAUGGACAACUGCAAAUUGCUGAUGAUGAUUUACUGGAGGACCCGGCUAUCAUAAGUGCCAUAGAUGAGGAGACUGAAUUUAAUGCCCUGGUGGAGGAAGAAGCAGCCCUCUUAGAGUCAUUGAUGGGUGAAAGAUGAUGAGAUGGUGUGGUGUUCCAAACUUUUCCCUUGGAGAUGACUUUAUAGUUAUAAAAUGUAUGAAAAAAAAAAUCUCCUGAGGCAUGUAAAAAGCAAGAACAGAAAUUGUUUGUUUCUAUAUGUAUGUACACAAUUUAUAGAGUAUUAUAUCCAUUAUCAUUGUUGAACCACUAUUCCUAUUAUUAUAUAUAUAUGUAUAUUGGUUUA
Messenger RNA from Jatropha curcas, 477 nucleotides. The record is from RefSeq and is a predicted model, not a curated record. Lineage: Eukaryota; Viridiplantae; Streptophyta; Magnoliopsida; Malpighiales; Euphorbiaceae.